Messenger RNA from Rhineura floridana, 1894 nucleotides. Its product is annotated as HAUS augmin-like complex subunit 4. The transcript has 10 exons. The record is from RefSeq and is a predicted model, not a curated record. Gene Ontology annotation, cellular component: HAUS complex. Gene Ontology annotation, molecular function: microtubule minus-end binding. Lineage: Eukaryota; Metazoa; Chordata; Lepidosauria; Squamata; Rhineuridae. Bases 717 to 1832 code for a protein of 371 amino acids. Gene Ontology annotation, biological process: spindle assembly; centrosome cycle.
CCUUCCACACUGCCCCCCCCACUCACCUACUUGGGUGCUGUGGGGUUGGCGUGCCUCAGUGUUUGAGGCAUACUAUGUUUUUCUUUUUUUCAGGAGAUAAUGGGGGACUCCUGGGGGGUGAGUGGGCUGGUGUGUUUUUGAGUAGGAUCACCACUUAAAAAAAAAUCUGGAAAGGUGCAUGUGGUUUUUGACUUUUGUACAUCAGGCAGGCACUUAACUGGUGAAACUUCCUCUCUCACUGUCCCUUCAUUUCAGUGGGAAACUGCACUUGUUGAUUUUGCAGAUCUUGAGGGUGUGGAGGUUCUCCCACCAGAGCUAAUAAUCCACCUUUGAGAGAAUGCCUAAAACAGUAUUGUUGUUGUUGCUGUUAUUUAUUAAAUUUAUAUCCCACCCUUCCUCCCAGAAGGAGCCCAGGGCGGCAACCUUUAGCCUUUUCAGAUCUGGGUCCUAUCUUUAGCCCAGUUGUGCAUUUAGGACCCAUUUCUUAAUUUUAUUUUAACCAUAUAUCUGUAUUGUUUAUCUUAUUUAAAGCAUUUAUAAACUGUAAUAUUUCAAAAAACUCUCAAGGGGAAUAGGGUGUGGUGGUAGUGGUGGUGUUGCAACCACCUUGAAUUAGGCUGCAACCUGGUUGUGGGUCCUGAAUCCGAUCCAUUAUCUUAGACCAGUUGCCUAAAGUACAGGGGCUGCAGUGUCAUGUGAAGGUCCUAGGAUCGUGGAUGUGUACAAAGGAUGUUCAGCUGGUUUUCCCUGGUGCAGAGCUGAUGGCGUCUGCCUCAAGGAUUGUUGGUGCUCAGUUGCUGCAGCAGCAAGGUUGCGGGAGCUGCCUGCCCCCCUGCUCACUAAAUGAUGAGGAUCUGGCUGCCUAUCCUGGCUUGGUUAACCUCCUUAUGGGCCUGACUAACCAUAUGGAUUCUAGUGGGCUCAGCAUCAACUUGGCACAACAAAUGGAGGAGGCAAGGAAGGAAUUGCGAUUAUGUCGCGCAAACUGGCUAAAGUGGGAAGUGGUACACCGGCUUCUGCAGGAGGCACUACGGGAUUUGGGAACUGGCCUGGCCCCACGGGACAGAAAAUUCCUUGAAGUCCUGGAGCAGCAGGUUGUGGUAGCUGAGCUGAAACGAAUGCUUGAUCUUGGCCCUUCUCUGCAAGGCACACAGCCAUCUCUCUUGGGUUUGGAGUCCUCCGAUGUAUUGGAGCUUCUUCCCCCUAACCAAGAGGUAGAACAAAUGCGAAAAAGCCUUCCCAUGGAGCUGGAGAAACGUCUUAAGUCCAAAUGCUUGUCUGUGCUCAGUUAUUACCGUCCUGAGAGUGAUGGUGCCGGUGAGAUUGCACGGACAGCUAUGUUGGGGACCUUGGCUGAAAGUCUGGCUGCAGAGAAGCAGCGCCUGCAAGAAGCCCACGCUCGGCACCAAGAGCUUGUGGGGUUACUGGAGCAGCAGAAAACUGCCUAUCCUCAGGUCUUGUUACGCUGCUUAGCUAUACUGAAACGCUUGGCCCGUGAACAUCGUCUUGGUGCCCAGUCGGAACUCGACCGUCUCAACACCCAAUACCUGGAGAUCAAGUGCAGUGCCAUGUUCCUCAAGAUACGGCUUGAGGAGCUGAACAUCCUUCUGGAAACCUACACACCUGAGAAAGUGGAUGUGCAUCGGACGAUGAGGGAUACUCUGCAGGCAGCAGUGAGCCAAGAAGAGCAACAGCUGGCUACUUCUUGCAAGAUCCUCUCCAACUAUGAGACACUGGGCCCUGAGUUUGAAGAACUAGUCAAGGAGUAUGCCCGGCUGCAGGCCAUCAUUGAGAAUAGACGCUGGGUCCUAACUGAAUUCAACAAAGACUGAGAUUGCCGUGGACCUGUUUGAGUACUGAAUAGACAAAUAAAAUUUGAAGGCAAACUAGUUAA